Messenger RNA from Diprion similis, 3117 nucleotides. Its product is annotated as putative serine protease K12H4.7. The transcript has 9 exons. Bases 159 to 1643 code for a protein of 494 amino acids. Gene Ontology annotation, biological process: proteolysis. The record is from RefSeq and is a predicted model, not a curated record. Gene Ontology annotation, molecular function: serine-type exopeptidase activity; dipeptidyl-peptidase activity. Lineage: Eukaryota; Metazoa; Arthropoda; Insecta; Hymenoptera; Diprionidae.
CGUUGUUGUUGUCGUCGUCGUCGUCGUAGCGCGUACCAGAUGAAUUCUCAAUAUCCUCGUCAAGCGCAUGCCUGAAGAGAUAAAACUGUGUUUCCCAGAAUAACCCACACUCAUCCAUCAUCCGUAACCCGAUUGUUUCUCGAUUGAUAGGGGUUAAUAUGCUAUUCAUUCGACUACUUGUAAUUCUGGUAGCUGGCAUUAAUGCUGCAUCAGCAUUGCGCAGUUUUGCACGUGGUAGAAGCAAGGGUGGAAACCUAGGAACGCCGGUUCUCUCCAAAUAUUACGAGCUUGCCGAGGAUGAGUGGUUUGAACAGUUUCUUGACCAUUUCAACCCAACAGACGCUAGAACAUGGAAGCAGCGAUAUUUUACCAAUUCUGCAUACCACAAGAAAGGAGGGCCAGUCUUUCUUAUGAUUGGCGGCGAGGGAACUGCUAAUGCAAAGUGGAUGGCAGAAGGAGAAUGGAUUGAAUAUGCCAAGCAAUAUGGAGCUUUGUGUUUCCAAUUAGAACAUCGCUUCUACGGCAAAAGCCACCCGACUGCCGAUUUGAGUGUGAAAAACCUCAUAUAUCUGAGCUCUGAACAGGCGUUGGCUGAUCUUGCUUAUUUUAUCGAGGGGAUGAAUCUCAAACAUCAGAUUCCUGCAGGAACAAAGUGGAUCACUUUUGGUGGAUCUUAUCCGGGUUCUCUAGCUGCUUGGUCUCGCGCCAAGUAUCCUCACCUUGUUCAUGGAGCUAUGUCAGCCAGUGGACCCCUUUUGGCACAGAUUGAUUUUCAGCAGUAUUACGUUGUAGUCGAAGAUGCUUUACGAACCCAUUCCCAGGCAUGCAUAAACGCCGUCGCUGCGGCCAAUAAACAAGUUCAUAUCAUGUUACUUCAUCCUCUUGGACAAAAGGGUCUUGCGAAAAAAUUCAAGUUUUGCGACCCCAUCGACCCCGGUCACACGAAAAACAAUGAUAUCGCAAAUAUGUAUGAAUCACUGGCAAGCAAUUUUGCUGAGGUAGUACAGUACAACAAGGAUAAUCGUAAGAGUUCAAAAACAGCCAACAUAACAAUUGACACGAUCUGUAACAUCCUGGUAGAUGAGAAAAGAGGCACACCUGUUUCUCGUCUCGCUGAGGUUAGCAAUUUACUUCUUAAGGCAAACAAAGAAAAAUGCUUCGAUUAUAAAUACAGCAAAAUGAUCAGUGAACUUCGGAAUGUUAGCUGGGCUGAUGAGGCAGCAGAAGGAGGUCGACAAUGGACUUAUCAAACCUGCACCGAAUUCGGAUUCUUCCAGACAUCGACUGCGCGACCUUUACUUUUUAGUGAAACUUUUCCAGUUGAUUUCUUUGUUCAGCAGUGCACUGAUAUAUUUGGACCAAGAUACAAUAUACAUCUCCUGCAAUCUGCUGUCGAACGUACCAAUACAAUUUACGGAGCUUUUGACUUGGAUGUAAGCAAUGUCGUAUUUGUUCAUGGCAGUAUUGACCCAUGGCAUGCUCUUGGCAAGAUAAAGUCGACCAACCCUCAAGCACCAGCUAUUUACAUAAACGGCACGGCUCACUGCGCCAACAUGUAUCCUAAGUCGGAUAAUGAUCCACCACAGUUGACCGAAGCCCGGAAACGUGUUGGUCAACUGAUUGGCCAAUGGCUUAAGAACUGAAAGACUGAUUUCAAUGAUAUGCAUUGUGGACGAUAAUAACUCUAGAUCCAAGCCAAGCUAAUUAGAACAAGAUGUGAGUAACUUGGCAAACCGUGAUAAUGUUCUACAGACUGUGAACCUUAUAUGGUUAUAUUUUCUACAAAGUCAUGAUAUAUGUACUUAGUGAUUAAGUUUAAUCUUCAAUGUGAAUGUAAGUUUCUUUCUCAAUAUUGUUUAGUCUAUUUCUUUUUGAAACUCGUCAUGCAAUAAACCGUUUUACAAAGAUUAUUGAAAAAGACACUCUUUACUUAUUUGUCCGAUAUUUUAUAUGCAUGUAGGAUCACAUGCUUUUUAAACGUAAUGGUGAUUUUUAUUCAUCGAAAUCAAUUUUAAUUUCCUCCAAAUAGUAACGUGACUGAUUUACGAUGAAUUGGAAAUGAUAGCCCCACUUCUAAAUCGUACAAUUAAUUUCAUAAAUAUAUUUAUUCUAAUACGAUUGUCAAUACAUUGACUAUAACUAAUUUAUAUUUAUAAUAUACAUAACAUGCCUUAGAGUGUUACACCCACGAAUCUCUUUCAAUUUUAACACUGCGUCGUGCACGGAGUACAAGUCUUAAUAAUAUAUUCAGGUAAAGUAUAUAAGUGCCUAUAAUGGCAGCAGUAUAUUUUACCUUAGAAAUCGCGAAUGACGAAAUAAAUAAAAUUAUAAAAUCACUACGAUUACAGUGAUGUAAUUAGUUCUUUAAUAAUAAUCCGAAGUUCGUUGUAUGCCGAACUAUAAAUUCUUGUGAUGAUGACUGUCUCGAGUUUUUUCUUUCUUUUACGUCGGAGCUUGUUAAGUAAUAUCUAUCAGUUUUAUCAGGGUGUUUUAUUUUUAUUUCUCUUCCGCAUGAAAAACGUCGGCCUUGCCUUAGUACUGAAAAAAAUAUUACAUGAAAAAAGAAUUGAAAAAAUGGGACCCAAAAAUAAUAUCUGCUAUUUCAGAGUUAAUCGGUUCCCUCAAAGCAAGGCCAAGGUAUUCAUUUUGGAUUCCUUCAAUAUCCACGUUAGUUCAAAACCGUUUUGUUAGCUUGUGUACAACAUCAUUUGUUGCAAAAGAAAAUAAAAUUAAUGUAUUUUGAUGAUUUCGUUGUGGCCUAUAAUUAAAAUUCAGUAUAAUAUAGGUAAUUAAGUAUGUAUGUAUGUAUGUAUGUAUGUAUAUGCAUUUGAUCGUUGUAUACAAUUUCUUUUUCAUUCUUUGCUUUUUUGGCAUCCCUUGUGACCAGCAUUGACAAUAUUACAAUAGCAUAGAACUCUGUGAUAAGAAUAAAAUGAAUCAUUGCGAUCAUUGUGAUCAUAGUUUACUUGACCAAUUAAUUAUUAUUUACAUCAAUACAUCAGCCGAGAAAAAAAGAAUAAUAAUUUCAUUUCACUUACACGGAAAUACGAAGGUCGAAUAUUCUAUGCUGUUGUAAUUAGGCAUCUGUAUCAUUUCACAAAGAAAUGUGUUGAAAAA